GUUUCCUCACGCAGCGCCCCUUUUUUUCGGUGAUCUACGCGCAGCAGCAGCAGCAGCAGCAGCAGAGCAGCAGCAACGCCGCGCGGCGGCCCCGAUCAGGAAGUGAAUCUGAAGAAAAUAAGCGACUGUGGAGGUAGAAUGACAUAGAGACGGGGUGGGGGGGAGAGAGGUGGGAGAGAAUCGAGCGGAUAAAUAAAGGCGACUAUAUAAACGGAGGGAGGAAUCCGACCCUGUUUCUGGAUCCGUUUGGGAGCGACGCCUGUCUGGGAUAUAGGUCCACUGCACCGCUGAAAUAACACAAAGAUGCUCAUAAAGGAAUAUCGAGUGAUUCUUCCCAUCUCUGUGGAAGAGUACCAGGUGGGCCAGCUGUACUCUGUAGCUGAAGCCAGUAAGAAUGAGACGGGCGGAGGCGAAGGAGUAGAGGUGCUAAAAAAUGAACCCUAUGAGAAGGAUGGAGAGAAGGGCCAGUACACACACAAAAUUUACCAUUUGCAGAGUAAAGUGCCAUCAUUCGUCAGAAUGUUGGCUCCAUCUUCAGCUCUGAACAUCCAUGAGAAAGCCUGGAAUGCAUACCCUUAUUGUCGUACAGUCAUCACUAAUGAGUAUAUGAAAGAUAACUUCCUGAUCAAGAUUGAGACGUGGCACAAACCUGACAUGGGACGCCAGGAAAAUGUACACGGUUUGGAUGCAGAAACCUGGAAAAAGGUGGAUGUAGUCUAUAUUGAUAUUGCAGACAGAAGCCAGGUGGAGCCAAAGGACUACAAACCAGAGGAGGAUCCCUGCAAGUUCAAGUCAGCAAAGACAGGACGAGGUCCUCUAGGACCAGACUGGAAGAAGGAGCUUCCUAACAAGAAAGACUGCCCACACAUGUGUGCCUACAAACUGGUCACUGUCAAAUUCAAGUGGUGGGGUCUGCAGAAUAAAGUGGAGAACUUUAUCCAAAAGCAAGAGAAGCGCUUGUUCACAAAUUUCCACCGCCAACUGUUUUGCUGGAUUGAUAAGUGGAUUGAACUGAACAUGGACGAUAUUCGUCGCAUGGAGGAGGAGACUCGUAGGGAGCUAGAUGAAAUGAGAGUCAAGGAUCCUGUGAAAGGAAUGGUGGCUCUAGAGGACUGAGACUUUGUUGGACAUAAAUGCUGCCGCUCAUCAGAUUGGACCUGAAACCAGCGGAUUCACUCCUCCUUUUGUCUCAACUGAUAUGUCUGACUGGACGGUCCAAAUCCUACUUUCCGCAGUAGAUUUUGGUCUUCUCGGACCUGGACCCAGUACACUCCCAGUUUUCAGCUGAUCUCCUCUACAUCGUCUGUCCUUCCUUGAGUCCUACUUGUCUUAUUUUGUUUAGUUGUUUUUACUCAUUUGCUGUUUCCACCUAGCUUAAACUUUUGAAGGCCUCCAGUAGCAUCAUUAUUAAGAUUGUGAGUUACUCCGAUCUUUUUCUCUCAAUUUUGUUCUAAACUACAGAGAACAGUGAGAACACUGUCAUUCAUCUCUGCAACUAAGGACAUAUUUUAGACAAAAUAUCACAGUGGCACAUCAGUAUAGUGUAAUGCAGUCUGCUGUGUACUUAUAAUCAGCCAGUAAGGUUUUAUCCCCAGUACCUGCCUUCCGGCUUCAAGGCGUUUGUCAAUUUUUCUGCUGCUUUGUGAGUUGGUGUGUGUGUGUGUGUGUGUGUGUGCACGCUUCUGUUGUGUGCCGGUGUGUGUUGAUAGGUCAUCAAAGUGUCCAGCCAGGUUUUUCUUCAAACACAUUAUUUCAAGCUCUGGACGAACAUGCAGUAAUGUGAAGAUUAUGUCUAACUCUGUGAAUAUUUAGGUAGAAAUAGUCUAAAAAGAUGCACAUAAAAUGUUAAUUACAGUUGAUACGGUAAAUGAAAACAGCCAUAAAUGAUUUGAGGACUGCCGUUUUUCCUUUUCUGACAGACUUUUUUUUUUCUUGAUGUGUCAUUUCCAGUGGAUAAAUGGUCUUAUCCAGCAAAAGCAAUAACUAUCAUGACAUGUUGGGUCUCCUUUUUUAUCAUCACAAAUCUGUUUUAGUCCUUAGUUUGUUUCUGUUGUGAGGUCAGUCUUAGGAAAGCAGAGCCUGAGCUGAAUGUCAGGAGCUUAACAGAAUUUAAGUGUUUAGUCUUUCUAUAGAGUGUUAUCUUGUUAUUUAUUUCAUUGUUCUUACUUAUUUUCUCUGGUAUUGUGCUUAGGACUGAAUGAGUAACGAUUAGUGGUGUGACAGUUUGCAGAGACCUGAUGAAUGACUGGGUGAAGAAGUGAGGAACGGCUCACUCGACAUCAUUGCUCUCUGUUUUUAUCGUCUCCUUUGUCCUAUCUUAUUGUUCUUCUUCUUAUGUUAUAGAUAACAAGAGAUAUCUAUUAUGUUAUAGAUAACCAGAUAACGCUGGUUUCAUACACUUUACUAUUCCAUGUACUUUAACAGGAGAGUGUGCAAGAGAUCACAUAAAGGAGGCAAUCAAUUACAUUGAUUGAUUAUAUUUGGAUCGCUACAAAAACUGCCACAAAAUUUGGAGACAAUAAUAUACAAAAUUAUAUUUAUUUUUGGAACUUUAUGUCCAACAAUUUCAAAGGCUUAAUUCUGGACACAUGUGUGGAGUUUAUAUAUAUAUUUUCUUGCAAUAAUAAACAAAAGGUUUAGUGGAAGGGCCUUUACUCCCAUUGGCCUUUAUUAGACAUAGAUCACAUGAUGUCAUAGUUUGUUUUUAAAAAAAGCAGGUUUAAUUUGACAUUUUACAAAGUCUUACUGAUCCCUCUGUUGUAGAAAUUGUGCUUACGGGAACGCUUGUUUGGAAUAAGGACAUGUCAUCAUCACGUCAUCACUGACUUAAUUUUAAUCCUAAAUUAGGUUUUAGGUCAGUUUAUUAAGUCUAGACAAAUUCAGUUGUUUUUUAGUUUUGUUGUUUCACAGUAAACCCUGAAACUGUACUGAUCAUUUAAAUAAUUUAACAACCAAUAUCAUAUAAAAUCAUUAGAGAGAGCAACUAUUAUUAUCUAUACUUUUUAGAAUCUUUUUUCAUUAUGUUAGAAGUCUUUCCUUUUUUUUCCACAGCGCUGUAAUUCAAUAGACCUACCAAGGGUCAAAAGUGACACAAUUCAAUGAACUAAUAAAUUGAUGAUUAUUUAUAUCAGUGAGACUUUAAAUAAAAUGUCAAUAAGCAUUUAUUCAACAUUUAUAAAUAUGUUAUCUUGUUUUCUAUUUAUAUAAUUAUUUAUUAAACAAAUGUAUUUUAAAAACUAAUGAAAACUAGUGAAAAUCAACAGUUAUAUGUUGAAUAAAUGAUGUACUCACAAGUCACACAGCUCAAUUACAGACCAAUCAUCUGUAAUUGCCAUCUGCAGGGCAGUUAGCCCCACUCACUUACCUUGACAGGCAAGGCAAAUAAAUUCUUGAUAACACUCAACAUGGGAUUAAAUACUGACAUAUUCAAGAUUCUUUUUAACAUGAUGAAUGAACAACUUAAGUAAUUAUUUCCUAAUUUAACACAUGUACAUGUGUUUGUUUAACAUCUCUUUUAUGCAUCGACUUGUUGCACUUUUGGCCCUCAAUAGCCAAAUUGCUUCUCACUGUCUUUUACCUCCUCUGAAGAGAACAUGGAUGUCCCACCCCUCCACGUCUGUGUCCAUCAUCCCUCUCUGUUUGGGUUUGUCAACUGGGUCACGGAGAUUUGUGGAUGUACUGUGUGUACUGACUUUGUAAAUAGUAAAUAAAUUAAUGUAGAAGAACACAUAUAUAUAUAGAUGAGACUGUCCUGCCAAGUGUGCACAACACCCUCUCAAACACUCCUGAUCCAUUAUUCAAAAACCUCACAGACUCCUACAGAAACAUUUGAGUGUGAAAAUGUAGAGUUAUAGUAGCUAAAAUUUAGUGCAGGUAAGACAUUGUUUAGAACAAUAUGAAAUGUAUUUAUUUAGGGAAAAUAAAAAUUUAGCAGCAGCUAGGAGCUGAGCUUUGCUAUUUGUAUUCAGAGGAAAACAUUUGAAGUGCAGCAAGCACCCCGUUCACUGUCCCUCAGAGGGGACGUCUUCUCACUGGCAGGACAGCAUAAAUAUAUAUUUUUGUUCUGAAUGUUGUAGUACCUCUGUUGUCAGUCUCUGGAUUACACUCUCUUCUCUCAUUGAAAUGGUAAACGUUACUGUAGCUUGGGUCAGUGCAUUGAUCCACAUCAUGGCAAAAUCGUGGAAGUGGAUCCCCAGUGCAUGUCGGAUUGUUGUGCUCCCGUUGUUAGUCAUGAAAGAUGAUUAUCCUGCCUGGCCUUCAACGGAAGCACAGAAAUACCCUAACAAGGAAUGUGGUUUCCAAACAGAUGCCGAGAUAAGAUUUUAAGAGCUCAAAGACACAAAAGUUAUGAGAGAACAUAUUUUAACAGAGACAAUCUAAUACGUAUAUCUCUUUUUAGAUUCCUUGAUUUUUAAUUGGAGUAUGAAGAAACCAAAUGAUUCCAUAAUCCUGAACUGUUUUUAAAUCUCUCUGUCUCUCUUUUUCUCUCUCACUCCUGUUACCUUGUCUCCUAUUUUUUUUCUUUUAUUGUGAAUUUGUGCCUUUUCGUCAUCUUAUUCUCUAAUAACACUACUGUACAUCAGAGACAUAACGAAAUGAAUAAAGACUCAAAGUGACUAUACAAAUUUA
Messenger RNA from Xiphophorus maculatus (southern platyfish), 4629 nucleotides. It is a transcript of the gene pitpnab, whose product is annotated as phosphatidylinositol transfer protein alpha isoform. Gene Ontology annotation, biological process: phospholipid transport. Gene Ontology annotation, molecular function: phosphatidylinositol binding; phosphatidylinositol transfer activity; phosphatidylcholine intramembrane carrier activity. The record is from RefSeq and is a predicted model, not a curated record. NCBI's taxonomy places the organism in Eukaryota, Metazoa, Chordata, Actinopteri, Cyprinodontiformes, Poeciliidae. The coding region runs from base 304 to 1116 and encodes 270 amino acids. The transcript has 12 exons. Gene Ontology annotation, cellular component: cytoplasm.